Carlito syrichta (Philippine tarsier) is the source of this 1025-nucleotide messenger RNA. RefSeq names its product dual specificity mitogen-activated protein kinase kinase 2. The annotation marks the transcript as partial. Gene Ontology annotation, molecular function: protein kinase activity; ATP binding. The record is from RefSeq and is a predicted model, not a curated record. Gene Ontology annotation, biological process: protein phosphorylation. Lineage: Eukaryota; Metazoa; Chordata; Mammalia; Primates; Tarsiidae. The transcript has 8 exons.
AUGCCGCUGGGGUGGAGUCCUAUCUCGGUAGCCGCAGACUCCCUGCUAACUUCCACCCUUGGACUUCCUAGAGCAAACCUUGUGGACCUCCAGAAGAAGCUGGAGGAGCUCGAGCUCGACGAGCAGCAGAAGAAGCGCCUAGAAGCCUUCCUCACCCAGAAGGCCAAAGUCGGCGAGCUCAAGGAUGAUGACUUUGAGAGAAUCUCGGAGCUGGGCGCGGGCAACGGCGGGGUGGUCACCAAGGUGCAGCACCGGCCCUCGGGCCUCAUCAUGGCCAGGAAGCUGAUCCACCUAGAGAUCAAGCCGGCCAUCCGGAACCAGAUCAUCCGGGAGCUGCAGGUGCUACACGAGUGCAACUCUCCCUAUAUCGUGGGCUUCUACGGGGCCUUCUACAGCGACGGGGAGAUCAGCAUCUGCAUGGAGCACAUGGACGGUGGUUCCCUGGACCAGGUCUUGAAGGAAGCCAAAAGGAUUCCUGAGGAGAUCCUGGGGAAAGUCAGCAUCGCGGUUCUCCGGGGCCUGGCGUACCUCCGGGAAAAGCACCAGAUCAUGCACCGAGACGUGAAGCCUUCCAACAUCCUGGUCAACUCCCGCGGGGAGAUCAAGCUGUGUGACUUCGGGGUGAGCGGCCAGCUGAUCGACUCCAUGGCCAACUCCUUCGUGGGCACGCGCUCCUACAUGUCGCCGGAGCGCUUGCAGGGCACACACUACUCGGUGCAGUCGGACAUCUGGAGCAUGGGCCUGUCCCUGGUGGAGCUGUCCAUCGGGAGGUACCCCAUCCCCCCGCCCGACGCCAAGGAGCUGGAGGCCAUGUUUGGCCGGCCCGUGGUCGACGGGGCAGAAGGAGAGCCUCACAGCAUCUCGCCUCGGCCGAGACCCCCCGGACGCCCCAUCAGUGGUCAUGGGAUGGACAGCCGGCCCGUGAUGGCCAUCUUCGAGCUGCUGGACUACAUUGUCAAUGAGCCCCCGCCCAAGCUGCCCAAUGGCGUGUUCACUCCGGACUUCCAGGAGUUUGUAAAUAAAUG